CUGUAAAGAUGUCAGACAAUGAAGUCCAGUAUGCUUCUGAUGAUUUCAGAAACAAGAGAUCGGCAAGAGGACUUUUGUCAGACAAAGAAGCAAAAAGACGUCGCUUGUAUCAGAAGUUGUUUUAUUGUUUUGGGAUUCUAUAUGUGAUUUCGGUGAUGGCCUUUAUUGGAGUCCGUGUCUACUACCUCAACAACAAAAUCAGUUCUGAUUUCAAAACCUUGGCUCAAAACUUCACAAGCUGCAAAAAAAAAAGUUCACACCUCAACAUCCAGGUUCAAAACUUGACACAACAACAAAACAACCUGACAGCAGAAAUUAGUCAAGUUAAACAGAACAACCACGACUUGCAGACAAAAAUUAAAACUCUCAGAGAAGAAAUAAAAACUUGUGAAGACCAGAAACUCAGUCAAGUUCUGCAGAUCAUUGAUGAAUACUGUCCCAAAGAAAACAAUGGGAGACGUUAUAGUUCUUGUCCGAAAGGCUGGAUUCACUCUCAGUCCAGCUGCUAUGCAGUUAAUGAUGCUGUACCUAGGAAUCAGAAAACCUGGGAAGAAGCACGAGAAGACUGCAGAAGAAAGAGUUCAGAUCUGACUAUUGUUGGAAAUGAAGAAGAAAAGAAGUUUGUUGAUGGCACUAGCUGGAAGGAUGGUGAUGGUUUAAUAAAAGGGUUCUGGAUUGGUCUCAGAGUUGAAGGAGGGAAAUGGAAAUGGAUGGACGGAAGUGAUCUGACCAAUCAAGCCUGGAUAAACCAGCAGCCUGCAACUGAUGGUCAAUGUGUAACUUCUCUCCAGAACCAAGAAUGGACAUCAGUGAGCUGUACUAAAAGAAACGGCUGGAUCUGUGAGAAGAAGGCUUUAUCUGUUUAAACAUAAAAUGUUAAGAUUAUUCAAAAAACCUGGAAAGAAAAUAUCUUAACAUUUUAUUAAUUUUAUUUUACAAAAGCUGUCAUGUUCUGCUUUUCUGUGCAUUUAUUUCGAGUUUCUGUGUCUCUGAGUCUCCCUAUUGU
This is a messenger RNA of Xiphophorus hellerii (green swordtail), 1006 nucleotides long. Its product is annotated as C-type lectin domain family 10 member A-like. The record is from RefSeq and is a predicted model, not a curated record. NCBI's taxonomy places the organism in Eukaryota, Metazoa, Chordata, Actinopteri, Cyprinodontiformes, Poeciliidae. The coding region runs from base 9 to 866 and encodes 285 amino acids. The transcript is spliced from 6 exons.